Messenger RNA from Laetiporus sulphureus 93-53, 2499 nucleotides. RefSeq lists its product as uncharacterized. Bases 1 to 2499 code for a protein of 832 amino acids. The record is from RefSeq and is a predicted model, not a curated record. NCBI's taxonomy places the organism in Eukaryota, Fungi, Basidiomycota, Agaricomycetes, Polyporales, Laetiporaceae. The transcript has 4 exons.
AUGUGUAUCUUCGCGCGCAAGAAAAAAUCCGCCAUGCAUCGUACCGUUCCUGCGGUCGAGACGGAAAUUUGUGCUACCUCGACCCGCAUCGAUCGCCCGUCUGCCUUGGUUGGCCCUUAUGGAGGACCCGUGCUCGUCCCAGUCACCACUGAUUCAUCGACUCCAGACGGCGUGGACCUGUCUUCUGCCUCGGUGGGCACAGACAGAGGGCCCGCCGUUGCUCCAGUUACUGUGGUGUCAUCUGCUGUAGCCAGCAUGGACCGGCUUCCUGCCAAUGCUGGCAUCGGUGCCUCGCCUUCUCAGAUGGAACCCAAUGCUACUUCGACCCGCAUCAAUCUCCUGUCUGCCAUGGUUGACCCGAAUGAAGGACCCGUGCUCGUCCCGAUCACCACUGAUUUGUCCACUUCACAGGGUGUGGACCUACUUUCUGUCCCGGUGGGCACAGACACAGGGCCCGACGUUGCUCCAGUUACUGUGAUGUCGUCUGCUGUAGCCGGCAUGGACCGGCUUCCUGCCAAUGCUGGCAUUGAUCCCUCGCCUUCCGGGACGGAACCUGGUGCUGCUUCGACCCGCAUCGAUAUCCCAUCUGCCUUGGAUGACCCGAAUGGAGGACCCGCUCUCGUCCCGGUCACCACUGAUUUAUCUACUUCACACGGCAUGGACUUGUCUCCUGCCCCGGUUGGAGCAGACAUAGGGCCCGCCGUCGCUCCAAUUACUAUGAUAUCGUCUGUUGUAGCCGGCAUGGACCGGCUUCCUGCCAAUGCUGGUGCUGGUCUCGUGCCUUUCCCACCUAACGAGGGUUCCCCGAGUGAGGCUUCUGUGCUUGAUAUGGGCUUACAGGCUGCUAUGGACCAUGAAGGACACUUCACUGCUAUGGUUGAUGAAGGCCAACUGGCUUCUAUGGUCAAUGAAGAAGAUCCUGCUGCUAUGAUUGAUGAAGGAUACUUGGCUACUACUGUGAAUGAAGAACACUUGGCUGCUAUGAUUGAUCAAGUUCAUCUGACCACUAUGGCUGAUGAGGGACAUUUGGCUGCUACGGCCAAUGAAGGACACCUGUCUUCUACAGGUCACAUUGCAUCUCUCUCCAUGGACAGUUCUUCUGCCUCAGAGUGCAUUUCUACCCCUGUUGACAUUGGUUCUCCACCUCCUCCAGCCAGUAAGAGAUCUCUGAUUAAGGCCCCUGCAUUUGACCUGGGUUUUACAGCUUCUGCAGUCCAUAAAGGUCUCCAGCCUGCUAUAGCCAGUAAUGCAUCUUUGCCUGCAUCAUCCAGUAUAGGACAUUUGUUCACCCCAGUUUUCUCAGAACGUUCUAUCACAGCCACUGCAGGAGAACUCCCUGCUGCAGUCAAUCAGACCUUUCUGCCUGGUCCAGUGACCAUAGGGCCUUUGCCUGCCCCAGCAUGGACAGCCCCUUACCUGGCUCCUGAGCUUGUGCAUAAGAUCAUGAAGAACUUGACAUGGUCAGAACCACAGGCAUUAGUCAAUUGUGCCCUUGCUUGCAAAGCCUGGCAUAAGCUCAGCAAAAAGCACCUGCCUGAGAUGCUGGAGCUGAACAGUUAUGUCAAAUUUCAUGAGCUGGCCCAAAUUAUUAUUAGCUCAGGUCGCAUAAAGGGGCCCAGCCCUAUAAAAUAUUUAGAUCUUGUUGAAGAUAUUAUCCCACACUUGUUCAAAGCUGUCACAGAGAUUGAAUUGCAUUUUCCAUUUUACAAAAGCCUUGACAAAAUGCAGACUUUUUUAGGUGCUUUUCCUAAGCUUGUCAACCUAAAGCUGGGCAUGAUCAGAUAUCGGCCAAAGGAUGAUCAGAGCUCAGCAUUAUCAGUAACUCCUGAUUUCAUUCCUGUUGAGCCUCAGCUUCAGCUGCAAAAGUUAGUUCUUGAAAAUGAGCCUGGUUCCUUGAAUACAAAUGCUGCCUUUGUUAAUUGGCUUGUCAGAGCAUUGGCCCCUCAUGCUUUUAAGGAACUUCAAGUAAAGAUGAUGCAAGCACUUUUCAGACCUGUCAAAAUGGAUCACAUGAAUAAGAUACUGAAGAUCUUAGGAGGUGCCAUUCAGACCUUCAAGUUAGAAGUACAGAGUGGAUUUCUAGCUGAUCAACAAAUAGCUCUGGCCUACUGCAUCAGCUUAAUCAGUCUUACACUGAGAACAUGGGAUAAUCAUCCAUUAGACACUUUGUGGAACAAUGUUGCAAACACUCUUUCACAGAUUGCAAGCACUCAGCUUCAAAUGCUUAAUAUGGGUUUCAAAUCUGAUAUCAAGGAUUCCACUAUGCUUGAAAAUUUUCUUGAGAAUUUGGAUAAACAUAAUGCAAAUCUCAUCAAUGGGGUCAUCAAGCAUGAAAAGUUCUUAGAACUGAAAACAGUUUCUAUAGACUUUAAACUCCCAUACAUUGAUGAUAAAGAGAUGAAGGAGAACAUUCAAGACAAAGUGAAAGUUCAUAUACAGUCUAUGUUCGCUGCAUGGGAUGUCAGAGGCAUUGUGAAUGUUUCAGUUAACAGAGUUUAG